Messenger RNA from Lodderomyces parapsilosis, 693 nucleotides. RefSeq lists its product as uncharacterized. Bases 1 to 693 code for a protein of 230 amino acids. Gene Ontology annotation, cellular component: membrane; SNARE complex; endomembrane system. Lineage: Eukaryota; Fungi; Ascomycota; Pichiomycetes; Serinales; Debaryomycetaceae. Gene Ontology annotation, molecular function: SNAP receptor activity; SNARE binding. The transcript has a single exon. Gene Ontology annotation, biological process: vesicle fusion; Golgi to vacuole transport; intracellular protein transport. The record is from RefSeq and is a predicted model, not a curated record.
AUGGAUCCAUUCAAUGAAGUUAAAGAUGACGCAUAUUCAGUCAUUGACCGGCUAGAAUCACUCAUAGCCCAACGUAUCUCAGGGCGACCUCCUUCUACUGAACAAUCACAGGAUUUCGACAACAAUUAUGAAGAAUUGCAAGAGAUGCGUGACGACUUACAAAGUGCUCUAGAGCAAAGUGCCAAAGACCCAUCCCAAUUCAAUUUAACCAGCGACGAUAUUUCACAACGACAAGCCAUCUUACAGGAUCUUAAUCGACAGAUAUCACAUUUGCUUCAAUCGUGGGACAACAAGAAGCUACGUGAUGUCACAACAAUGUCCAAUCGAAUAAGCCAAGAUGAUGAAAAUCCAUUUAAUAUAGAUACUGACAGUGGUGGUGGUGGUACCACCAAUAUGACGUCAUACCAACAACAAGAAUUAAUUCAAGAGCAAGAUGUGCAGUUGGAUGAUAUACACAAAACAAUGAUGAACUUGAACCAACAGGCAACAAUGAUGGGCGAUGAAUUAGAGGACCAGGGGUUUAUGUUGGACGAAUUGGACUACGAAAUGGACCACGUUGGUAGUAAGUUGGAUAGAGGCAUGAAGAGAUUAAACAUUUUCAUUGAAAGGAAUAAAGAAAAAGCUAGUAAUUGGUGUAUCGGGAUCUUGGCAGUAGUGCUAUGUGUCUUGCUAGUGUUGUUAAUAGUAGCGUAA